GCGGGUUGUUACAGUCGGUGUAUAAGCUUCCAGUUACACAGAUCACCAUGUCUGAGAGGAAAGCUGUGAUCAAGAAUGCAGAUAUGUCGGAAGAGAUGCAGCAGGACUCUGUAGAGUGUGCUACUCAGGCACUGGAGAAAUUCAACAUUGAGAAGGAUAUCGCAGCCUUUAUAAAAAAGGAAUUUGACAAGAAGUACAAUCCUACAUGGCAUUGCAUCGUGGGAAGGAAUUUUGGCAGCUAUGUUACACAUGAAACAAAGCAUUUCAUUUAUUUCUACCUGGGUCAGGUAGCCAUCCUUCUCUUCAAAUCUGGCUAGACUGAAAAGGAAUCCUCCCUUUACCUGUAAAAAAAACUCCAGAGACUUGUGCUAUAGCCUAACCAAGGGAACAAACCUUCGCUACCUUCCUUGUGUCCUUAUUUGUGAUAACAGGACUGAAAACCUGUUGUGCUGAAUUGAAUUGUUUUUCAUAAUGGUUAUAAAAGAGAAUGCAACAACAAAAAUUCGUAUUUAUUUUCUAAUGUUGCUAUUUUUUCUUAACAUUUAAUAAAUGUUUUUUUUUCUUUUGAAUCACAUUUGUGUCUUUUAGCCAUUUCUUCAUUCACUGCUUUUGAAGAGACUGCGCAUAUAAUUCUAGAAAUGUAUUUAAUCUGAAUACCUUUAGCUUUGUUACUGAUAUAUUUAUCCAAGAUUGGCUGGCAGGGUAAGGCUAGUAAAUUGUACAAAAACUCCCAUUUACAACUGGCUUUUUGGCUUGCCUCUGGUUUCUAGGUGUCGACAAAAUAUGUCGACGUGAAGAAGUGGUUCAGUUAGCUAUUAGUAUUACAGAAUGACUUUAAUUCUAAGCAACUUUUCAAUUGAAUAUAAUUUUUUUUUUUUAUUAUUUAUUUACCUUCUGGCUCAAAUGGGGUUUACCACAUCAAAAACAAAUGCACUGUGCGGCUACACAUUUAUUGUUGUUUCUACAUUUUUAUUAUUCCUCUUUCUAUUCAGGCCAUCUCCUAUUCAUAUUCCAGUCUCUCCUUCAUAUCGGUGCAUGGUUGUGAGGGUAAUUUGUACCCUAGCAACCAGAAUGUUAAAAUGUAAACUAUAGAACUGUUGAAUAAAAAGUCUAAUAAAACAAA
Molecule: messenger RNA, 1123 nt
Organism: Xenopus laevis (African clawed frog)
Lineage: Eukaryota; Metazoa; Chordata; Amphibia; Anura; Pipidae
Gene: dynll1.L
Product: dynein light chain LC8-type 1 L homeolog
Biological process (GO): microtubule-based process; motile cilium assembly; intraciliary retrograde transport
Cellular component (GO): cytoskeleton; cilium; microtubule cytoskeleton
Molecular function (GO): dynein intermediate chain binding
Source: RefSeq, marked provisional